CGGCCCCACUUGCGUUGCGCGUCCACGUUUGCGAUUUGCGGUCUUCGCUGCUGGAGCGUCCCAACUGCCGCGUGCACGUUCCUUGGACAACCGAAAGAAGGAAACUGGCCUCCCCGCAGUGCUCAUGCUGGGGGAGGUGGUGGGCUCCCUGUCCUUUUUUUUUUUUUUUUUGAGGGCGGUCCAAAGUUUUCAAGUAAAGUUAGUGUCCCCCGGUCGGCUGUUCUAGGUAGACGGCUAGGUGGCUAUCCGCGGCUAACUAGCCCGAGCAGCUGUGAACUCACCUUCGCCGCCUCCCCCCCCCCCCCUUACAUGGGCAGCUACUACGCCGCUGACGAACUGGAGCUCCCCCGGUGACUCACCGCGGGGAGGUUAGCCGUUAAAAGCGGGCACGUAUCCACCCGUCCGGUCUGUGUUCGGUCUCACUAGCUCGCUACAUGCUGGGUCCGAUGUCACGGUGUGGUGUGCCGACACCCCCAGUGGUUCCUCCGCCGUCGCCCCGCGUUCGCGUCUCCGCUCCGAGCACCCGGCUGGCGGAUGGUCGAGAAGCAGCACCCCGCGGGGAUGUGCCCAAGCAGGAAAUUGGACUAAAUCCGAACUAGGACCUUUAUUUAUUUUUUUUUAACCGUGUUUGAGAGGGACAACGAGUGUGUGUGGCUAUGGCGGAGUUCGAAGAGGACGGGGCCAGCCUGCUGGAUAACGCGGCGGCCGAGGUGGGCGUGCAGGCGGCGGUGAAGACGCCGGGCGAGGGCUCGGUGUCGAACGGCGACUGUGGAAUGUGCGAAGACAACAUGGUCGGCCAAGGUGGCGGCGGCAGGGGUGUGGAAGCCUUCGUCGAGCCCGACAUCAAGGCGGACAUGCCCCGUAGGAGCAGCAUCAUUAAGGAUUCCUCAAGACAACGUAAGGAGAGGAAGAAGACUGUGUCAUUCAGUAGCAUGCCCACCGAGAAGAAGAUGAGCAGCGCCAGUGACUGCAUCACCGCCAUGGUGGACGGCUCAGAGUUGAAAAAGGUGCGUUCCAACUCACGGAUCUACCAUCGUUAUUUCCUGUUGGAUGCUGAUAUGCAGUCCCUGCGGUGGGAGCCUUCCAAGAAGGAGUCUGACAAGGCCAAGAUCGACGUCAAGUCUAUCAAGGAAGUUCGCACGGGGAAGAAUACGGAUACUUUUAGAACCAACGGAACCUAUGAUCAGAUCUCAGAGGACUGUGCAUUCUCCAUCAUCUUUGGGGACAACUAUGAGUCCUUGGACUUGGUGGCCAACACUGCAGAUGUAGCCAACACCUGGAUUACGGGCCUAAGGUACCUGAUAUCCUACGGGAAACAUACGCUGAACAUGAUAGAGAGCACUCAAAAUAACAUGCGAUCUUCUUGGCUCGGUGAACUUUUUAGUGAAGUGGACGGUAACAACAGUCAACAGAUCGCAAUAUGUGCUGCUGUGCAGCUGGUCAAAAAGUUGAAUCCGGGACUUAAAAAUGUGAAAAUCGAGCUAAAGUUCAAGGAGCUUCACAAAGUAAAAGACAAGGUCGGCUCUCAGGUAACGAGAGAUGAGUUCAUCGAGGUCUUUCAUGACCUCUGCACAAGGCCGGAAAUUUAUUUUCUCUUCGUACAGUUCUCCAGCAACAAGGAGUUUCUGGAUACAAAGGACUUAAUGAUAUUCCUGGAGGCCGAGCAGGGAAUGGCACAACUCAGUGAGAACACCAGUGUCGAGGUCAUCCAGAAAUACGAACCGUCCAAGGAGGGUCGGCUCAGAGGCUGGCUCUCUCUGGAUGGGUUCACCAACUAUCUUCUGUCUCCAGAGUGCCACAUAUUUGACCCGGAGCACAAAACCGUGUGCCAAGACAUGAACCAGCCGUUGUCACACUAUUACAUCAAUGCGUCUCACAACACGUACCUUAUAGAGGAUCAAUUCAGGGGUCCUUCUGACGUCACUGGGUACAUCCGUGCCCUUAAGAUGGGCUGUCGCAGUGUUGAAUUGGAUGUUUGGGACGGACCUGAUAAUGAACCUGUGAUUUACACGGGUCACACCAUGACCUCGCAAAUUGUCUUCCGCAGCGUCAUUGACGUGGUCAACAAGUAUGCCUUUGUCGCGUCCGAGUUCCCACUCAUCUUGUGUUUGGAGAACCACUGCUCGUUAAAGCAGCAGACAGUCAUGUUUCAGCACCUCAAGAAGAUCCUGGGAGAUAAACUCUGCCUUGAUCCCCCUGAACCUGAUGCCUGCUACCUCCCUUCCCCCUCAGAUCUGAAGGGAAAGAUUCUGCUGAAGGGUAAGAAACUUGGCACCAACUGCACUGCCUCUGAAGGGGAGGUGACAGAUGAGGAUGAGGGGGCGGAGAUGUCACAGAGAAUGAGCGUCGACUCGCCUGAACAACAGACGGUUGCACCCAAGAAGUUCCAGCUGUCAAAGGACCUUUCUGAUCUGAUCACAUUGUGCAAGUCCGUGGAGUUUAAGGACUUCCCAACAUCGUUCCAGGGCCAAAAGCAUUGGGAACUCUGCUCGUUCAACGAGGUGUUUGCCGGCCGUUGUGCAAGUGACUUUCCUGGAGAAUUUGUGAACUACAACAAGAAGUUCCUGGCACGGGUUUACCCCAGUCCCAUGCGCAUCGACUCCAGCAAUAUGAACCCGCAGGACUUCUGGAAGUGCGGUUGUCAGAUUGUGGCGAUGAAUUACCAAACUCCCGGUCUUAUGAUGGAUUUGAACAUUGGCUGGUUCCGGCAGAAUGGGAACUGUGGAUACGUUCUGCGGCCAGCAAUUAUGCGCGAGCAGGUGUCGUAUUUCAGUGCCAACACAAAAGAUUCAGUGCCUGGUGUGUCUCCACAACUGUUGCACAUUAAGAUCAUCAGUGGACAGAACUUCCCCAAGCCCAAAGGCUCAGGUGCCAAAGGGGACGUGGUCGAUCCUUACGUGUACGUGGAAAUUCACGGCAUUCCUGCUGACUGUGCCGAGCAAAGGACUAAGACUGUCAAUCAGAACGGGGACAAUCCGCUGUUUGACGAGAGCUUUGAGUUCCAAAUUAACCUGCCCGAGCUCACCAUAGUUCGCUUUGUGGUGCUGGAUGACGACUACAUCGGGGACGAGUUCAUCGGCCAGUACACCAUCCCCUUUGAGUGCCUGCAGCCAGGCUUCCGCCACAUCUCGCUGCAGUCACUCACUGGCGAGGUCCUGCCGCACACCCUGCUCUUCGUCCAUGUGGCCAUCACUAACCGGAGGGGCGGCGGCAAGCCCCACAAGAGGGGCCUGUCGGUGCGCAAGGGCAAAAGGAGCAGGGAGUAUGCCAGCAUGAGGGUGCUGCUCAUCAAGGCCCUGGACGACGUCUUCAAGACAGCCAUGCUGCCACUGAGGGAGGCCACGGACCUCAGAGAAAACAUGCAGAAUGCCAUCGUCUCCUUCAAAGAGCUGUGUGGCCUUUCGGCUGUGGCCAACCUCAAGCAGUGUAUCCUGGCCCUCUCCCCUCGACUUACUGCACCGGACAGCGGCCCACUCCUGCUCUUCAACCUUGCUGACCACUAUCCCAUCAUGGAGCCCCAAGGUUUGCUUCCUGAGGUCCUCAAAAAAGUGGUCACCACCUAUGACUUGGUGAUCCAGACCAGCAAGACACUCUUGGAGAACUCUGACGGGGUCUACGAGCGGAUCCUGCAAACCCAAAAAGCCGCAAUGCAGUUCCACGAGAACCUUCACGACCUGGCAGUGAAGGAAGGUCUUAAGGGCCGCAAGCUUCACAAGGUGGUGGAGAGCUUUACAUGGAACAUUACCAUUCUCAAGGGCCAGGCCGACCUCCUGAAGCACGCCCGCAGUGAAGUGCAGGAGAACCUGAAGCAGAUCCAUUACGCCGCACUGACGUGCGACCUCAGCAAAGGCAGACCGGCAGGCGGCUCGUCCGACUCCAAAAGUAGCCGACGGAGCUUGGAGGCCAUUCCCGAGAAGGCCACGGCCGAGGCGGAGCUAACAGACGACGACAAUGACAACUGAUGACCUCCUCACAUUCCCCCGAAGACUUUGGCCUACCAGAUGUCGCUUAGUGGUCUUCAGGUAUUUCUACUGACUGAAAAAAAAAACAAACAAAAAAAAAAAACACUUAAAUCCUGUAUGAAAGCUGGUAGUCCUCACCCUGGAUGAGUGUGAGAACAGGUUUGUACAGUGGUACCUUGACGUUUCACCUCAAACCUACUUAAAAUAAAUAAAUUAAAAAAUUCUGGAGCUAGCAUAAGAAGAUACUCAAAUACAAAAAAAAAGUCACAUACAAUCCAAAUAAGUUGUUCUUUCACCGGAAAAAAAAUUUAAUAAAUACAUUACGGGAAUGGAACAAAACGGUUCGCAUCACAAUCUGGUAAAACAGUGCUAAACAUGAAGCAACUCUUUCUAACCCUCCUUUUGUAGGAUGGAUAUCUUGAAAAGGGAAAGUAAAAACUGGAUGUUAAAAAUGAAUUCUUUCAUCUUUAAUGGAUGAAGUUUCAUGGGAUUUAGGGAAGACUCAUCGAAAUUUAGGAACUUUUACUUGAUUUACCAAAGAGUUUAGCUGAAUAUGUAUUUUGUGUUAUUUCGCUUGAAUUCUCGCAUGAUUUUUGGUAAUCCUCUGAUUUAGGUAAGCCCUUGAAGAAAUUUCGCAGAAUCCUCACAGGAUUUUCGCUACAGGACUUAUGGGAUUUAGGUACAAGUCUUUGCCUUGCAGGAUUUAGCGUUAGUCUCGCAGAAUUUUAACAAAGUCUUGUGGGAUUUUAUGGAAGUAUUUUGUGUUCAUGGUGGAUUGACGAAAUUUUAGCUGGUCUCAUAGGAUUUGCCACUAGAUUUUCGGGGAAGCCUUGUAUGAUUAUUUUGCAGGAUCCUCACAAGUCUAAAGAUGUGAAAUUUUGUAGUAUCAAGUCUCGUAAUUUUGUGAAAAUGUUGCAAAAUCUUAACUGAACCCUCCUGCGAUUUAGCAAGUCUGAGAGGUUUUUAGCUGAAAUAUCACCUAAAUUUGCAAAAGUCCCACAUGAUUAACCUCGUGAUACUUGGGUGGAAAUUUUUCCUGACUUUUUGCGCAAAUUUUGUGGGAUUUAGCGUGAAUUUUGCAGAAUUUUGAACAGACAUCUGAAGGGAUUUUGCAAAAGUCUUGCAAAAUUUGUGUAAAAGUUAGAUGUUAUUUAGCAGAAGUCUCACGUGAUUUGCAUCACAAUAAUUUAACAGAAAUAUUGCAGCGUUUCUGCUGGAGUCUCUUCAUUUAGUGGAAUUCUGGUGUCAUUGCGUCUAAAGUCUUUGUGGAAACCUUAAAAGAUUUAGCACAAGUCUCAGGUGAUUUGGCUCUCACGGGAUUUCAUGUUCGAUGACUGUUCAAACUCCAAAAUUUUUGUUAGCACAAAAAAAUUAACUGAAAAUUGUGUAGCACCUCAUACAUUGAAUUACGAGACAUUUGAAACUUCAAGGUAGCGCUGUACCCAAUGAACGUAGACCAUUCUACUUCCCUAAACUCCCCCCGUUUCUCCCACUCCGAAGACUCGCUAAGAAUUUGUGGAUUUUUUUUUUUGUAUCGGUGCCUGGUGGAAAUUCUAUCUGUGGACUGGGGAGACACACACAAGCCUUUUGUGUAUUCCAAGAUGUUCCUUAAAGCACAAUAGUGAAUGUAAGAGAGGCGUUUACAUUCCUGAGCUUGUUUCGUGCCAAACAAACCUGAUGUGUAUAUAUGGAGAUACCUGUUACAUUUUUUCCCCCUUUCCUUUUUAUUACUGAACACUUUGGUUGGGAAAAAAAAAAUUUGUAAAAAAAAAAAAAAGAAAAAGAUAAAAAUAUAUAUGUAUAGUGUGUUUGUGGCAGGAAAGACUUUUGACCAAACAGCAAGUGCAUGAGAAGAACCACCAUGGGACACGUUUUCCUAUCUGCAUUAGGUUAAUAUGUGGACCCUGUUACUUUAGUUGUGCCGAGUACUGUUCUUGGAAGUGUUUUCUAAGUUAAUUGAGAAAUGCAAUCAAAAUCUCAUUUUAUGCAGACUUUAAUGAUAAUUUCGUCAUCUAAGCUUCUACAAGCUUGGAUAUGUUUCCACUGAAUCUAUGCUAAAGUCAAACUGCCUAAUUACCCAAUACAUCUGGUGUCCAGUUGAGGGUGUGACUGGCUGCAGGAAACGGACACAAAAGUUCAUUUGUGCUUAUCUAACAACGAUGAAACAACAAAAAAGUUCUUUAAGUGCCGCGAUGUGUUUCUAAUCACCGACGGUACGGAAAUAAAUCAGCAUUUCAACUGUU
Syngnathoides biaculeatus (alligator pipefish) is the source of this 6205-nucleotide messenger RNA. Its product is annotated as inactive phospholipase C-like protein 2. The record is from RefSeq and is a predicted model, not a curated record. Gene Ontology annotation, biological process: lipid metabolic process; intracellular signal transduction. Gene Ontology annotation, molecular function: phosphatidylinositol-4,5-bisphosphate phospholipase C activity. The transcript has 6 exons. Lineage: Eukaryota; Metazoa; Chordata; Actinopteri; Syngnathiformes; Syngnathidae. Bases 657 to 3962 code for a protein of 1101 amino acids.